GUGUUGAAAGAAAGUACACUCGAUAGAAAACGAAACAUGGACUACCGAAGAAAAUUUUUAACGGCGUUUGGUUUGAUUCUGUUACUGCUCGUUGGAAAAAUUGCAAUUUUUGAUGAAGACAAUGUAGAAGAGAGUCGGGUAGAAGAAUUGGAAAUCAAGUCACUCAAGUUUGAAAAUGAUAUCUGUUCCCUUUAUGAUAACUCUAAAGUAAUUGAUUCUAUGCUUUUUGAAAGAAAGUACAAACCUUUGGUAGUAAUAAUAGCAGCUAACUUGAGUAUUGGUAUAAAUAGAGUUAGAAAUUUAAGUGGGAGCAAAAGAAUAUUAAAUGAUGAUGGGAUCAAUAACAACCCUCAUUACAGUCAGUUAUAUCAAAUUAUAAUGGAAAAUAUCUAUCUAUUCCAAGCAAACGACACAUAUUAUUUUGUUUAUCCAUUAAAAUUAAAAUUACGUUUUUUGACCAUUUAUUGCCAAAAUAAGCUAUUAAAUGACAAUUUAGGAAUUACCUUUGAUUUUGUUAAUGUAAAGAAAGAUUUUCCUUUCUAUGAAGAUAUUUUAAUUUCAUUGGAACCAAGCUGCACCAAUUGCACUCUUGUAAAUUAUGUAAAUGAAAAACUACAAAAAGGUGAAAGAUUCUCAGAAUUAUUGGAGUUACGUAAACAAUUAUUCAGAGAACAAGAAACAAAAAACUUAUCUUUUGGUACAUUCGACGAUAAUGACAACGUAUGUACUUCGAUGGGAUUUAACUUAAAUUCUCAAAACGCGAAUUCUUUAAUGAGUUUUAACUCAUUACUAAAUCAAAUUCAAAGUAAUAGCAAGAGUAUAGCAAAAAUAAAAAAAAGAAUAGUUGAAAAAAGCUUAAUUUGCUUUCAGUCUAGAAAUUCGGAAGCAACAGAACAUCUGCUUUCGAGCUAUGGUAGCGAUUUAAAAAAUGUUACGGUUAUGAUUGAUUAUUUAAAUUGGAUUUAUAGCACUACAUCUUCAUUAAAUAACAGUGAUAUUUCAUUUGGGAUUCUUUGUGAAAAUAAACACAAAAUAGAAAUACUUGACUUAUUUUGUUUUAUGAAGAAAAAAUCAGAUGUUACAUCACACAACGUGACAGCAUGGAUAGAUGCCCUAAAACAACAUGUUGCAAAAACAUUGAAAAGCAAACUAAAAUGGUUUAACAGCUUAAUGUCUUAUUUUAAUUAUGAAUAUACGAUGAGCGAGAAUCAAAUUUUCUACGCACUCAAUUAUCUUAAAAAUGAAAUGUUAACUGUAAGCGAAAAUUGGAGUAAUGUAAUGAAUAUUGCCUAUAAUAAUGUUAAGGAUUCUCUGAGUGCAAAUAAUAAUAACAGCAGACUUAUCAACAAUACAAUCUGCACUAUUUACAAACAUUGGAAAACAAUUAACGAUCUUCUUUUCGAUGUGAAAUUCAAGAGAUUAGUGAUAAUCGUGACAGAUAAUAUAAGACAAGGAAUUAAAACUUUUAACCAAAUAAGAACUAGUAGAAUAGUACCAAAAGUAAAGCGAGAAGAUCUUCAUUAUUCUGAACAGUUUUUGUACGAUUUCAUAAUGAAACAUAUUUAUUUGGUUCAAUCCAAUGAUACUCAUUAUUACGUCUACCCAACGACUACCAGCAGACAAGAAAACCCAUUGAUUGGCUAUUUCGAAUACAAAAUGAUUAAAGAUUAUUCGAAAGUUGAAUUUCUUUUCGUAAACUUUUUGAAUUACUUUUCUCUUGAUGAACAAAUUAUUCUUGAUUAUAAUUAUUUGGUUAUUCCUGCGCUACCAGAUUUUUGUAACAUAACUUCAAGAAACUGUAAGACACGCUUUGUAAAUCCCUCAUAUUUAUUGAAAGUACAUCAAGAAUUUUUUAACCGCUUUCCAAAAUAUUUUUCUUUAUAUGCUUCUUUUUACUUGACAUUGACAGAAUUUAUAAAUAAUCACAAUCCACAGCAUAAAGACAGUUACUAUAUUGAAUACUCUCGAAAAUUUUAUGAAUUUUUGGGACAAAAGCAAAUUUCUUAUAAUAUCAAUUAUUUAUUUAGAGAUUUGCCGUGCUUAUCGUUACGGGAAUUAAAUCUUAGAACGGACAUGGAUUUUAGUAUCACUAAAUUGAACGAUGCUUUGCACUUUGAUGAUCUACUAAUUUCUGCUUAUACGAACAUAAUCUCAAUAAAUAACGGAGACAAUACUAAUUUAAAAUCUCUUUGUAGUAAAAAAGAAAUUUUUAAAUUUCUUAAAUUCUUCUGCUUUUUAAAAAUAAAUUUUAUUGACGACAUGCUAAAAGUUAUUGAUCAAGAAUCUAAUUACAUUUCCAAUAUGAAAAGUAUUGUUGAAAAUGAGGAAAAUGAUAUUAUAAAAUAUUUCUUAAAGACGAUGGGUUGGAUACAAAAACUAUUGUCAAUGAAUAACAAUGAUUAUCAGAAUAAUGAAACUCGAAUGUUUAACGAAUCAGAUGCUCUUUACUCUCAAAUACCAAAAAUUACCUUCAAUGGUGCUGAUUUGUCUAACAAAAUUUAUUCCAUUUUUAAAAACAAUACAAUUUUUUUGCAAUGUCAGAAAUUAGGAUUUGUUGAUACUGAAGAAAUCACCGUAAAUGUAGUUAAUGCGUCAACGAAAAAUUAUUUAGUAUUAAGUGAAAAUAAAACUUCUCCUAAAUUUCAAGAAACAGAUCUUAUUAACCUUUAAAGUGCUAUGCCGGUCUGACAGAUCGCUAUUAAAAUUUUCUUUGCUUGU
This is a messenger RNA of Leptopilina heterotoma, 2718 nucleotides long. RefSeq lists its product as uncharacterized. The coding region runs from base 37 to 2670 and encodes 877 amino acids. Lineage: Eukaryota; Metazoa; Arthropoda; Insecta; Hymenoptera; Figitidae. The record is from RefSeq and is a predicted model, not a curated record. The transcript is spliced from 3 exons.